Paramecium primaurelia is the source of this 1380-nucleotide messenger RNA. The record is from the annotation of a GenBank genome assembly. Lineage: Eukaryota; Ciliophora; Oligohymenophorea; Peniculida; Parameciidae.
AUGAUUCUUUGUCUUUAGAAAAUCAAAGUUAAUUUUCACUUUAAUUAAAAUAAUAAUUUGAUAUUAAUUAUUAGAAUUUGAGAAAUAAAGAGAAAUAAAUUAAUAAUCAAUCUUCAAAUGAAAUUAUAAAUAAAUUUAAUUAAAAACUAUCUCAAAAAAUAGUGAUUCCACUUAAUUUUGUUUAAUAACAUUAAUAAUUGCAAAUUGAUUAGAAAUUACUUCAACAUUACUUUGAUAAUUGUUAAAAUUCAAAUCAAAUAAAAAAUAGUUAAAAUAUAUCUAUUUUAUUACUUGAUAGUUUAUAUUAAUGUAUGAAUCCAAGUGAGGAAAUAAUAAGAUCAUUUUAAUUAUUUAAUAUAUUAUUUGGUAUUCCAACAAUAGAUAUUGUUCACUUUCUAUAAUUGCAAUCAAAUUAUUUGAUAUCAUUAAAAGAUGUUAUGAAUAUUCCAAAAAUAAAAAAUAUAAGAGGAUUACGUUUAAGUUUAUAUUUAGAAUAAUUUAAAAUAUAUUUUACAUAAGUAGAAUUUAGAGAAUAACAAAUAUCUUAAUAAUAAUAAAAUUUAAUUUAAAAUGUCUUUAUUAGUUUAAAUAUAAAACCUAAUACUUAUAAAAAGAUUAAAUUAAAUCAAAAUGAUUGGAUUGAUAGAUUUACAGAUUGGAGAAUUAAUAAAUCUUAACCAUAACCAUUAUAUGAAAUUUAAUGGUGGAAAGAAUUAUACAAUGAAUAAAAAAAUUAUUAGAUAGUGUCAUCAUAAUAUGCUGCAUUAAUAUACUAUUUACUUAAGAAAACUGAAUAACCACUCAAAGAAUAUUAAAAACUGUAUGAAUAUUUACAUAAUAAUCUUGAUACAUAUACAAUAAUUUUAUUAAAUAUCAUACUUAGUAAAUAAAAAAAAGUGUCAGAAUAAUUAAAAAUAAUUGGACGUGCUGUUAUUACAAAAUUAUUGAAAUCUUCAAUAUCUAAACAAUUGAUAUUUAGUAUCCUAAAGACAUUUAGAGAUAAAGUGUUUUAGAAAGAAGAAAUGUUAAGAGUUUAGUAAAUACUAGGAAAAUUGGAAUAUUUUAAUAAUUUAAAUAGUAAGGAUGUUAAUGAUGUUGAUGUACAUAUAGACAAAAAACAGUUUAUUUAAGCUGCAAAAAUCAUAAUAGAAAAAAAUUUGGAGAAUCAAUACUAUACUAUUUUAAAUGAAACUAUAUUGCCUUAUUUAAUUAUUUGUGAUUAUUAUAAUGAAAAUGAUUUAAGAGUGAUUAUUAAUCAUAUAAUCAAAAAUAAUAAUUGUAAAGAAAAUGAUAUAAUAAUAAUAUGUUAAGUAUGAUUAUAUUUUAGUUUAGAUGUAUUUAAAAGAAAGGAAUAUAGAUGAGUCAUUAAUUAUGAAAUGA